Molecule: messenger RNA, 4312 nt
Organism: Pteronotus mesoamericanus
Lineage: Eukaryota; Metazoa; Chordata; Mammalia; Chiroptera; Mormoopidae
Gene: HGSNAT
Product: heparan-alpha-glucosaminide N-acetyltransferase
Exons: 18
Coding region: 1-2046 (681 amino acids)
Biological process (GO): lysosomal transport
Cellular component (GO): lysosomal membrane
Source: RefSeq, a predicted model, not a curated record
AUGACGGGCGCGCGGCCGUGCACGGCGAAGAAGCGCAGAGCUCGGGAGCGCGGCGGCGUCCGAGGAGGAGGAGCGGCGGUCGAGGCCGCGCCCGGGAGGGAGCGGCAGCCGGUGGUGGCGGCGGGCAGCAUGAGCUGGGCGCGGGCCGCGGGCCGGACGCUGGCCGCGCUGUUGCUGGUCGCGUCGGUGUUGAGUGCCACGCUGCUGGCCCCUGGCGGCUCCUUGGAGCGCGGCUCCGAGCCCGCGCCGCCUCGAGAUUUAGACAAAAAAAGACAUGUAGAGUUGAAGAUGGACCAGGCUUUGCUGCUCAUCCAUAAUGAACUACAUGGGACAAGCUUGACUGUCUACUGGAAUUCUGAACGCUGUUAUCAUUGCUUGCCUCAGCCUCUGGUGAUUGUUUCCGGGAGUGGAAAACCUGGGAAACCCAGCGUUGCCACUGUGGCUGUGAGCACCCAGCACAGAGCCUUCCUGCAACUUAAUGACACCGUGGAAGAGAAGGAAGUUUGUAGGCUGGAAUACAGCUUUGGGGAAUUUGGAAACUAUUCGCUCUUGGUAAAGUAUGCCCGCAAUGGAAGCGGUAAUAUUGCCUGUGACGUGGUUGUCAAUCAGAAUCCAGUGGACAGCAACCUUCCUGUGUGUAUUGCUUUCCUUGUUGGCCUAUCGGUCGUCAUUGCUGUGUGCUUUCUAAAGUUCUUGUUGAGUUUAGAUGACUUUAAUAAUUGGAUUUCUAAAGCAAUAAGUUCUCGGGAAACUGAUCGCCUCAUCAACUCUGAGCUGGGCUCUCCAAGCAGGGCAGACCAGCUUGGUGACGAUACCCAACCAGAAGCGUGGCGCCUGUCUGCAACGCCUUUGCGCCUCCGCUGUGUGGACACAUUCAGGGGGCUGGCUCUCAUCCUCAUGGUCUUCGUUAAUUAUGGAGGAGGAAAGUAUUGGUAUUUCAAACACGCAAGUUGGAAUGGACUGACGGUGGCUGACCUUGUGUUCCCAUGGUUUGUGUUUAUUAUGGGAUCUUCCAUUUUUCUAUCAAUGACCUCCAUACUGCAGCGGGGAUGUUCAAAACUCAGGUUGCUGGGGAAAGUUGUGUGGAGGAGUUUCCUGUUAAUCUGUUUAGGAAUCGUCAUUGUGAACCCCAAUUAUUGCCUUGGGCCAUUGUCAUGGGAUAAGGUGCGACUCCCAGGCGUGCUCCAGCGGCUGGGGGUGACCUAUUUCGUGGUGGCCGUGUUGGAGCUCCUCUUCGCAAAGCCUGUGCCUGAACGUGGUGCCUGGGAGGGAGGAUGCUCUUCUCUUCAAGACAUCACCUCCAGCUGGCCCCAGUGGCUCUUCAUCCUGAUGCUGGAGAGCAUCUGGCUGGCCUUGACCUUCUUCUUACCUGUUCCUGGAUGCCCCACCGGCUACCUGGGCCCCGGCGGCAUUGGCGAUCUGGGGAAGUAUCCAAAUUGUACCGGAGGAGCUGCCGGCUACAUCGACCGCCUGCUUCUGGGAGAGGACCACAUCUAUCAGCAUCCUUCCUCCACGGUGGUUUAUCACACCAGGGUGGCCUACGACCCGGAAGGAAUCCUAGGGACCAUCAACUCCAUUGUGAUGGCAUUUUUAGGAGUUCAGGCAGGAAAAAUCCUCUUGUAUUACAAAGAGCAGACCAAAGACAUUCUGAUCAGAUUCACUGCCUGGUGGUGUUUUCUAGGGCUUAUCUCUCUUGCUUUGACGAAAAUUUCUGAAAAUGAAGGCUUUAUUCCAGUAAACAAAAAUCUUUGGUCCAUCUCGUACGUCACCACGCUGAGCUCCUUUGCCUUCUUCAUCCUGCUCAUCCUCUAUCCCAUUGUGGAUGUGACGGGAGUGUGGACGGGAACCCCGUUCUUUUACCCAGGAAUGAACUCUAUUCUGGUGUACGUUGGCCAUGAGGUGUUCAGGAACUACUUCCCCUUCCAGUGGAGGCUGCAGGACAACCAGUCACACAAAGAGCAUCUCAUUCAGAACAUCGUCGCCACCGCUCUCUGGGUGCUCAUUGCUUACGCUCUCUAUAAAAAGAAGGUUUUUUGGAAAAUCUGAUCGCUGCAGCCGAAGUGUGUUCCUGGCAGACUCUGGUGGGCCUGGGGGAGUGUUGGCACAGCCUGUAUUAAAGGGAAUCAUUAAUUACGAAGUCAGUGGGGUGAGUGUCUCCAGGUUAUUGGGGAAGACGCUGCUGUGCGCAGGACUAUGACGUGGCUCAUCGGAACUCUGCCUGCGUGUUUGAGACUUACAUGUCGGACGGUAAUUGUCUUUUUUAUCCAUCUUCUGUGUAAGUGGGUGGAUUUAGAACUCUAACGUAAGGAUUUCUCAAGAUAACUUUCCAAAAGGGAAUCACCGUGGGCAUUUGCCUCUGUGACGGAUAGAACAAUCUGACUCAUGUCUGAUUCUCACUGAUCUCGUUUCCCUGCACACUGCCUUCCUGCAUCAGCCGCGAAUACCGUCGUCUCUGUUUUGGCUGACUGUAAAGCUAGCUGAAAUGUGAGGUGUGAUAAUAUAGUCUAAUAUUUUUUCGUUAACUGAAGUUUACUAUUUCAAGAAAGUCAGGGUAAUUUACCUUUCCGGUCUGCAAGACAUUGGUGGGUCCAAAAAAAAUGCGUUUCUGUCAGAAGCUACUUUCUUCUUCUACUUGAAAAAAAAAAAAGUUAAAAUGUAAAUGUGUUAUUCCCAGCCACCCUUGCUUAGUUAUCUACUUAUGUACCUCCGUGUUUACCCGUCUUAUCAGUCACUGAUCUGUCUAUCUACCCACCUUACCUACCCGCCUGUCUCUCUGUGUAUCCAGAUGGUGGGUGGUUCCCAGAGCCAUGGCCCUGGAAGAGAAAAGCACACUGUCUGGCAUGUGGCUCCAGCUUUGCCAUCCUUGCCGUAUAAGAUGCCAGGAAGUCUGGGCCUGUCUGACUCUCAGCUUCCUCAUCUGUGAAGUGAGAGCGAUGGCGAUAACCUCUCAGGUCCCUACCAACCCUUAAGACUCGGUGAGGUGGGCUACAUCAAUAGCCUUUCCAAAAUCCUUAGGGAAAUCAUUUUAUUACAGAAAACUCUUUAAGAUGAGUGAUAUAAAAAGUUAAAAAACUCUUGUUGGAGUAAGCCUUUUCAGAACGACCCUCCACAGUGGAGACGCCUUUCCUGCUUGGAAGCACAAACCUGAAGAAGUAGUUUCUCGGGAGUGAGGAAGGGAGGAUACCCAAAGAGAAACAGCACUUUUCAUAUGAUGCAUCAUCAUACUUGUGAAUUUUCUGUGAGAAUUCCCUAUUUAAGGAAAAUGUGACAAUAGCUUGUGCUUCAGAGCAUCCUUCUGUGAUGAGACGGGGCCGUCUCGACGUUGCUUCAACUGUCACCGCUGCACGGACGACUUCCCGGCCUGAGUUGCAGCUCAGGCCUCUGCCCUGAACUCUCACCCAGCUUGUAACUGCCCGCGCGCCCCUCGCCUGGACAUCCGCCAGCAUCGAGGCUUGCGUCCCUCCCCGAUUUUCCCCAAAUUCAAACCUCCUCCUCCUUGGAUUUUCCUGGCUCUGGGAAUGGAUCCUUCCCGCCUCCAGGUAUAAAACUGCCUCCACCUUUCACCCACUGCCCUCCAUUAUUCGCACUUUUCCCUUGUUUAGUCAUUGCCAAGUCUCGAUUCUGUUUCCAUCUUCCCCUGCUGGCUUCUUCCUUCUCCUGGUCGCACUCCUUAGUACUCUAGUCCAGUCUCUUGUGAUUCUUUUCAGAGUGGCCUCCUUCCCUCAAUCCCUCCUUCUGUAGUCACUCUCCAUCGUCACAAGACUAAGCUUUAUGAAGCAGAGUUCAGAGCACAUCACCGCUUUAUAAAAGCUCACACUAAAGGCGAUACAGCUUUGCCAGGUAUACGUGACCAUCCUCAGCUGAGCCCAACUUGUCUCCCCAGCUUCCUUCCCAUCCCCUGUCCCCACCCUACUUAUUCCAGCCCCACGAGGCCCCUCCCGACCCCAUCACUUAGCCUCUUGCUUCUGACUUUGAUUAUAGCCUUAUUUUUUCCUGCAUUACUUUGUCCUCUUCAUUUUUCUCCUUUGUAUGUUUGACCUGUCACUUUUAGACCCUCUACUUCUAAGGCACCUCUGUAAUCUCUUACUCUCAUCCAAAGGUAAUAUAUCCUUCCACUGGCUCCGCAUACUACCUUUUUGGAAUCAAUUUCAUGGCCCCUAUCACUUUACAAUAGUUAUUUGUGUACAUGUCUAGUUCCCCAUGCUAGACUCUGAGCUUGCUAAGAGCAAGAAUUAUGCCUUGUUCUGCGUAUUCAUGGCACAGACACUGCCUUGUACACAGCAGGCACUAAAUAAACAUUUAUUAAAGCAAA